Messenger RNA from Fonsecaea erecta, 1521 nucleotides. Its product is annotated as 6-phosphogluconate dehydrogenase, decarboxylating. The record is from RefSeq and is a predicted model, not a curated record. Gene Ontology annotation, molecular function: NADP binding; phosphogluconate dehydrogenase (decarboxylating) activity. Gene Ontology annotation, cellular component: cytosol. The coding region runs from base 1 to 1521 and encodes 506 amino acids. The transcript has 5 exons. Gene Ontology annotation, biological process: pentose-phosphate shunt, oxidative branch; pentose-phosphate shunt. NCBI's taxonomy places the organism in Eukaryota, Fungi, Ascomycota, Eurotiomycetes, Chaetothyriales, Herpotrichiellaceae.
AUGUCUGGUCCAGUAGCGCGACUGGCUGGCCUCAAGGUCGGCCCUGCGCAGUCCGAACCCAGUGGUGAUUUUGGUCUCAUUGGCCUUGCGGUCAUGGGUCAGAACUUGAUCUUGAACGCUGCCGACCAUGGUUUCACUGUCGUUGCCUUCAACCGAACCGUUUCCAAGGUCGACCGUUUCCUCGAAAAUGAGGCCAAGGGCAAAUCCAUUGUCGGAGCCCACUCGAUCGAGGAAUUCGUCUCCAAGCUCAAGAAGCCCCGCCGUAUGAUGCUCUUGGUCAUGGCCGGUCCUGCCGUCGACGACUUCAUUGAGAAGUUGCUCCCUUACUGCGACAAGGGUGAUAUCAUCAUUGACGGUGGAAACUCCCACUUCCCGGACAGCAACCGCCGCACAAAAUACCUUGCAGAGAAGGGCAUUCGCUUCGUUGGAACUGGUGUGUCCGGCGGUGAGGAGGGUGCCCGGUAUGGUCCCUCUCUGAUGCCUGGUGGUAACGAGGAGGCCUGGCCCUACAUCAAGGACAUCUUCCAGAGCAUCGCUGCCAAGUCCGACGGUGAACCCUGCUGCGACUGGGUCGGUGAUGAAGGUGCUGGACACUAUGUCAAGAUGGUCCACAACGGUAUCGAGUACGGUGACAUGCAACUGAUUUGCGAGGCCUACGACAUUAUGAAGCGUGGUCUCGGAAUGAGCUACCAGGAAAUGGGUGACGUCUUCGCGGAAUGGAACAAGGGCGUUUUGGAUUCGUUCCUCAUUGAAAUCACCCGCGACGUCCUCCGCUUCACCGACGAUGACGGCAAGCCACUUGUCGAGAAGAUUCUUGACUCUGCUGGUCAAAAGGGUACCGGCAAGUGGACUGCCAUCAACGCUCUGGAUCUCGGCAUGCCUGUCACUCUGAUUGGCGAGGCUGUCUUCGCUCGUUGCCUGAGUUCCAUCAAGGACGAGCGUACCCGUGCUUCCCAGCGAAUUGAAGGCCCCAAGCCCUCGUUCACGGGAGACAAGGCUGCGUUCCUCAAGAACCUUGAGCAGGGUCUCUAUGCCUCCAAGAUCAUUUCAUAUGCCCAGGGUUUCAUGCUGAUGCAGACUGCUGCCAAGCAGUACGGCUGGAAACUCAACAAGCCAUCCAUUGCCCUCAUGUGGCGUGGUGGUUGUAUCAUUCGAUCUGUCUUCUUGAAGGACAUCACCUCUGCUUACCGUGCUGACCCUGACCUGGAAAACCUGCUCUUCAACGAUUUCUUCAACAAGGCCAUCCACAACGCUCAAGAGGGCUGGAGAGACGUGAUCGCAUUUGCCGUCAAGUCUGGAAUCCCCAUGCCCGCGUUCAGCACCGCCUUGGCCUUCUUCGACGGCUACCGCACAAAGGACCUCCCCGCCAACUUGCUCCAGGCUCAGCGUGACUACUUCGGUGCCCACACCUUUGUGAUCAAGCCCGAGUAUGCCAACGCGAAAUACCCCAAGGGCGAGCACGUCCACGUCAACUGGACUGGCCGUGGUGGCAACGUCUCUGCUUCCACCUACAAUGUCUAG